Callorhinchus milii (elephant shark) is the source of this 2932-nucleotide messenger RNA. RefSeq names its product ELMO/CED-12 domain containing 2 (gene elmod2). Gene Ontology annotation, cellular component: membrane. Gene Ontology annotation, molecular function: GTPase activator activity. The record is from RefSeq and is a predicted model, not a curated record. The transcript is spliced from 9 exons. NCBI's taxonomy places the organism in Eukaryota, Metazoa, Chordata, Chondrichthyes, Chimaeriformes, Callorhinchidae. The coding region runs from base 167 to 1057 and encodes 296 amino acids.
GGUGUGUGUGUGUGUGUGUGUGCGUGAGAUGGUUGGUCAGCGACACCUGAGUAACUGUCACUGUCAGUAACAGCCUUCGCUGUGCUGACUGAAUGGCCGCCGUCACUGCGGGUGGGUGACCGACUGACUGACUGACUGUGCUGAAUGGCCGCCGUCACUGCGGAAAAUGAUUGGUUUAAUUUGGCAUUACCUGUAUAACUCUUUUCUAAGAUCUUGGUUGAAAUGGAUUUUACGGAAGAUAACUGGAACAUGUGAACUGCAGCGUAUUUUAGCUGGCAGCUCUCAAGGAGCAGAGAAAACUAUGAAGAUAGAAUAUUCGUUGGUAUCCUCCAAGAGUGACGUUUUAAGAACUUCAGUGACUGUCAGUGAACGGGGGAUGGCAACUCGGGUUUGUGACAUAAUGGGUGUCAAAAAUAUCACCCCCCAAAAAGAUCCGAAGUUUAAGUUAUGUCUGCAGAUCUGCUUGCUUCAAAUCUCAGGCUAUAACACAUUAUACACUGACUCAGAAAACUUAAGAAAACAGUCAUUUGAUUCUGCUAAUGUCAAGCAUGAAGAUAUGCUGAUGAAGCUAUGGAAUAUACUGAUGCCUCGUAUACACCUGGAGUCUAGAAUCACCAAGCAAUGGAGUGACAUUGGUUUCCAAGGCGAUGACCCAAAAACUGACUUCAGAGGCAUGGGAAUGCUAGGGUUAUACAAUCUAGUAUACUUUGGUGAACAUUACACAGAAGUGGCUCGUCAAAUCCUUUCUCAUUCAAAUCACCCCAAAAUAGGAUAUUCCUAUGCUAUAGUUGGAAUAAAUCUCACUGAAAUGGCUUACAGCUUGCUGAAGAGUGGUGCACUAAAGGCUCAUUUCUAUAACCUGGUCCCUGGAGUUCCUCAGAUGCAUCAUUUUCAUCAGUUUUAUUGUUACCUGAUGUACGAGUUUGAUAAAUUUUGGUUCAAAGAAGAGCCACAAAGCAUCAUGGAAUUCAACCAAUACAGAGAGCAAUUCCAUGAAAGAGUAAAAGAAUUGUUGAAAGAUCCCAAGGCAAUGCUUACUCUGGAAUUCAAUAAAUAAACAGUAGCAAAUACAUUCAGUAUAACCAAGAUAGAACGUGAUACCAAGCAGAAGAUGUUGGAAGAACACUGUUGAUGAGGUCGUUUCACGUCUUUUUAAAAAUAUUUUAUUAGUAAAGAGUGAUGCAAGAUUAUGUGACUCCAAUUCAGGAUAAAGAGAUUUUCGGUAUAGGUACUAUUGAAAUUGCAUUUCAGAUUUAUUUGUAUUUAAUGGUAUAAAUAUGGAUCAUAAUAUUCAAAUAUAGUACAGGUAUUUUGCAAUUUUGUUUCAUUAUUAAAAGAAGAGUGUGCUUAUGGGCCAUUAAAAUAUAUAUUUCAGUAGAAUGAAUUUUAGCAGAUUCUGACGUUUUCCUGUGGAGAACAACUUGUGGCUGAAUAAUCCAUUAAAUGCUUAUUGCAAAUUUAUUUUUCUGUUAGCGCACAGACAAUCAGAAACUCGUAAAGUUGUAAUUUGUUUUAAUAUUAUCAUCCAGUGACAUGACAGAUCAUUGUCAAGGAAGAAAAUAAUGCAGUGUUACCAGGGAGUAAUCUUAUUGAAGAGUUAACAACUGAUAUUUGAACUUUGAUUAGAUUACUUUCUGCAUUCUUUUGUGGAGAGCUGUGUGGAAGUUGUUACUGACAUGUAUCCUGGUAGGUGUCAGCUAGGAUUUUCCUUGUGGUUGAUUUUUCUAUGAUUGUCAUCUGAAAAUCUUAUCAAGCAGUCACAAAAUCUAAUCUCUUGUACACUAACUAAUUAAUUUCAAAAAAGUUUGUGAUCUUACUUAUUCAACAGUCCAAUUUUAGGACACAUGAGAUAUUUUUAAAUUGUCAAUGAUAUAUGAUGGGUUACUUGAUAAAUUUGCAGACUGCAGUACAAAUAAUCCUUCAAUGUGGAUACUGCCUUCAGCUACAGAGCUGAGGCCACACUAUUCACAAUGCUAAUAGCAUUCUUUCAGUUCAUCAUGUACAUGCAACUGGAGUUAUCUUUGUACUACAUUGUGUAAAGUUUAUAUUUUGUAGAAUACAAUCAAACCUGUUUUCAGCAACCAUUUAGGGGACUGGACUAAAGUGGCCUUUAUAUAAAGGUGGCCUCUGAGUAAGGGUUCGUUGUUGAGUGUAGUCCAAGUGUAUAGAAAAGUGCAGGUCACAAUCAAACCCACAAUCAGAACUAUUUUUAAUAAAGUAAUAAAUCAAUUACAAAAUACAAAUGGUUACGGUUUCUGGGGGGCCAAAAUUUCCACAGGCCCAAACGUAGACACCGCUGGACUCCUAGUACGUACCAAUACUGUGCUGAGCAGCCCACCAGGUCUGAUCUGGUCAUUGAAACGUGGGUCAGUAGUGACAGGACUAAAUAAGAGUAGCCAUUGAUUGCAUCAGACAGGUGGUUGGUGAAUAGAGAGUUGUUUUCACAGGUUUGAUUGUAUUGCUAACAAUUGGCAAUAAAUUCCAGCACCUUCCUGCACAAUGGGGAAUUAACAAAUUGGCUGAAAUUACAUUUGUAAUCUUGGAGCAUUCACCUAAAUUGGGAUUAUAUGAAUGGUGAAAACUUGCUAAUUUUUUUGUCUGAAGUGAGAUAAGGAAAAAAGCAGUCCUUUUGAAGUCAAAUUUCAUACCUCACUCAAGAAGUAAGGAGGAACAUGUUUGUUUUCUAUAUUCUUAUCUUGCUUCCUGUUGAGUAUUGCUCAUUACAUGGUCAGCGAUGUGAUAUUUUGUAUUUAUUACACGUUUAGUCUGGUUAAAACAUUUGUUACUGUAAAUUAAUAAAUUUAUUGACAAAAUGCUUGCUUUGAAAAGAAGAUACUUUGACAUUUGAUGUUCAUAUAGAUUUAUAACAGAUGGCCUUCCUAGUAAGUAAAAGAAAACUAUUUUGCUGAAAUAAAUGAUAUCGUCAACAAUU